Molecule: messenger RNA, 1833 nt
Organism: Cicer arietinum (chickpea)
Lineage: Eukaryota; Viridiplantae; Streptophyta; Magnoliopsida; Fabales; Fabaceae
Product: serine/threonine-protein phosphatase PP1
Cellular component (GO): cytoplasm; nucleus
Molecular function (GO): protein serine/threonine phosphatase activity
Source: RefSeq, a predicted model, not a curated record
ACGCACUCACGACUUUAUUCUUUCCACUCUCUUCUCUUCUUUUCUUUUUACAUUUGAAAUUCAUUCGAAUAUAUUCUUCACUUCAACUUUUCUACUUUUUAUAUGCUCUUCUAAUAACAACAACAUUAAAGAGUCUCUCUCCCUAAUUAGUUAUUUGACUUAUAUUUGUUUUUCGAAGUGAUCUUCAUCACAAAACAUCAAACUUUUGUUGUUGUUAUUGGUUUGUCCUUAUAAGUAAGCAAGCUUGACUUUUGAAACAUCAAAAAAACGAAUUAGAAUGGAACGUGGGGUUCUUGAAGGUAUCAUCAAUAAGUUGCUCGAAGUCAGAGGAAGACCUGGGAAGCAAGUCAAUCUUUCAGAGACAGAGAUCAAACAGCUUUGUCUUGUCUCCAAGGAUAUCUUCUUGAACCAACCCAACCUCUUGAAACUAGAGGCUCCUGUUAAGAUCUGUGGAGAUGUCCAUGGCCAAUACUCCGACCUUCUGAGACUUUUCGAAUAUGGCGGAUUUCCUCCGCGUUCGAAUUAUUUAUUUCUAGGUGACUAUGUAGAUCGCGGAAAGCAAAGUCUAGAAACAAUAUGUCUUCUUCUAGCAUACAAAAUAAAAUAUCCUAAAAACUUUUUCCUUCUAAGGGGAAACCAUGAAUGUGCUUCAAUAAACCGUAUAUAUGGAUUUUACGACGAAUGUAAAAGAAGAUUCAAUGUGAAGCUAUGGAAACUUUUUACAGAUUGUUUCAACUGUUUGCCCGUGGCAGCUCUCAUUGAUGAAAAGAUUAUUUGUAUGCAUGGUGGACUAUCUCCUGAGUUACAUAAUUUAAAUCAGAUAAAGAAUUUGCGACGACCGUGCGAAGUUCCUGAGAAUGGUUUAUUAUGUGAUCUCCUGUGGUCUGAUCCUAGUUGUGAUAUUCAAGGUUGGGGAGAAAGUGAACGUGGGGUUUCAUAUACAUUUGGUGCUGAUAGGGUCAAAGAAUUUCUUCAAAAGCAUGACCUUGAUUUAAUUUGCAGGGCUCAUCAGGUUGUGGAAGAUGGAUAUGAGUUUUUUGCUAAUAGACAACUUGUAACAAUUUUUUCAGCGCCUAAUUACUGUGGAGAAUUUGACAAUGCUGGUGCUAUGAUGACAGUUAAUGAGUCACUUGUGUGUUCUUUUCAAAUAUUGAAGCCUCUAGAUAAAAAGCCUAAGUUUAGCUUUGGAAGCACAACUACAGUUAAGAUUAGUACUCCAACACAGUUCAAGCAAGCAUUUCUUGGUGCUAAAGCAUGACCUGGUGGACAUAGUUUUGAUUGGUAACGUUUGGUUCGUUUAACAUGGCCAAAGUUUGUUUUGAAGAAGUGUUAUCGUUGUUCACUACAAAGUAAAAAUACAAUGCAACUACCCUUCAGGGACAGCUAAAUGCAUAAUUUCCUUUUCAUCUUCUUUCACUAAAUUCCUUACAACAAAGUUGCAACUUGUACAAUAUUGUCAAAUGCAAAUAGUGGACUGAGGUCGAACUUCUUCUCUUUUAGUUAUCCUAUCAUGCUCUAUGCCAAUCAGAUCUAGCUUAUGGUGCUCUUAUCCUCACAAGAAAACACAAAAAUAUUUUAAUAGUACUGUUAAUUUAUUUUAAGCCUCCAUAAAACUUUCUAUUGUUAGAAAGCAUACUUAAUAUCCAAUGAUAUACUUCCUUAUAAAGUUAGCCAUAAUUUUGUUUGUGGCAAUUGUAAUUAUUGAAAGAUGUUUCUCUAUCAUAAUUUUGUGAAGAAUGAAAUGUGUAAUGUAUGGAGAAUAUUAAAUCCCGCAUAUGACAAUUGUAGUAGUUUGUAUAAAUUCUUAAAUAUUUUGAGUUUGUUUAAUCAUUA